This is a messenger RNA of Labrus mixtus (cuckoo wrasse), 3837 nucleotides long. RefSeq names its product Rho GTPase activating protein 17b (gene arhgap17b). NCBI's taxonomy places the organism in Eukaryota, Metazoa, Chordata, Actinopteri, Labriformes, Labridae. Gene Ontology annotation, molecular function: protein binding; GTPase activator activity. The coding region runs from base 330 to 2744 and encodes 804 amino acids. Gene Ontology annotation, biological process: regulation of actin cytoskeleton organization; positive regulation of GTPase activity; regulation of Rac protein signal transduction. Gene Ontology annotation, cellular component: cytoplasm; cytosol; intracellular anatomical structure. The record is from RefSeq and is a predicted model, not a curated record. The transcript is spliced from 20 exons.
GGAGUAAAGGCACUUCCUUCUUCCUACCUCACUGGUUGCUCACAGACCAGUCAGUUUAGUAGGAAGUCAGAUUUUCGUGACAAUGAGGAGCCAGAGCCUCGUCGAGGACUUCUCCAGCUGACGCCUCUGUGUUGUUUCACACUGCAGGCAGAUGUCAGCGGCUUUAAACCAUCAAACUCUUCAGUUUUACUGCGUUAAAGUGCUCUGAGCUCAGCCCCUUUAUUCGGCCACAAUGGCUGCGACGUAGCGCAACUUUUGGAUCCAGUGUGGAUGAACGAGAGCGCAGCAAACUUUGACUGACUUUGAGGGGACACAGAGGAGGAAGAAACAUGAAGAAACAGUUUAAUCGUAUGAGGCAACUGGCCAACCAGACGGUCGGAAGGGCAGAGAAAACUGAAGUGCUGAGUGAUGACCUCCUACAGAUCGAGAGGCGGAUGGAGCUGGUGCGCUUGGUGUCGCACAACACGCACAAGAGGCUGGUGUCGUGUCUGCAGGGUCAGCUGGGCACAGACACAGAUAAGAGACAUAAAAAGCUUCCUCUGACAGCGCUGUCCCAGACCAUGCAGGAGGGCGGAGCUCAGCUGGGAGACGAGGGCCUGAUUGGUAAGAUGAUGGAGGUUUGUGGGGAGGCAGAGAACAGGUUAGCAUCUGAGCUGAUGCAGCAUGAAGUCCAGAUCGGGAGAGACAUCCUGGAACCGCUCAACCAGCUGGCAGAGUUGGAGAUUCCAAAUAUACUUAAACAGAGAAAACAACUGGCCAAACUGGUUCUGGACUACGACUCGGCAAAGACGAGAUGGUACCAAGCAACUAAAUCCAACAACCAGGCGAUGGCAACUAAGGUCGAUUCUCUCAAAGACGAGAUGGACGAGGCUCUCAACAAAGUAGAAAUAUGCAAGGACCAGCUCUCUGCAGACAUGUACAACUUUGCUUCCAAAGAGGGAGAUUAUGCACGUUAUUAUCUCAUGUUAUUAGAGGCCCAGGCGGAUUACCACAGGAGGUCUCUGGCAGCUCUGGAGGCAGCUAUACCGACGAUCCAAAUACAGCAAGACUCGUGGAUGGAGAAGCCAGCGUUCGGCACGGCUCUGGAGGAGCACCUGAAGAGGAGUAACAGGGAGAUCGCUCUGCCGCUCGAGGCCUGCGUCAUGAUGCUGCUGGAGACCGGCAUGAAGGAGGAGGGUCUCUUCAGAAUAGCUGCCGGAGCUUCAAAACUAAAGAAGCUAAAAGCAGCACUGGACUGCUCCACCUCUCAGCUCGAGGAGUUCUACUCUGAUCCCCACGCUGUCGCAGGAGCCCUGAAGUCCUACCUCAGGGAACUUCCUGAACCUCUGAUGACCUUUGGUUUGUACGACGAGUGGCAGCAGGCUUCAUAUGUGUCUGACUCCGACAAGAGGCUUCAGGCCUUGUGGGUGACAUGUGACCGUUUACCAAAGACUCACAAGGCAAACCUCAGGUAUCUGGUGAAGUUUCUGGCUAAACUGGCCCAGGACAGCGAGGUUAAUAAGAUGACGCCCAGCAACAUCGCCAUAGUCCUGGGACCCAACUUGCUCUGGGCAAAGACCGAGGGGACUCUGGCAGAGAUGGCAGCAGCUACAUCUAUCUAUGUGGUCGCCAUCAUAGAGCCCAUAAUCCAGCAUGCUGACUGGUUCUUCCCUGAAGAGGUGGACUUCAACGUUUCCGGCAUGUUUGCCUUGCCCUCCCAUCCCGCCACCCCAGACCCUGAAUCCGGCCCGGAGAGGAAACGCCCCGGCAGCCUGACGGGGCAGGAUGGGGACAGUCACACCCCCCGUAAAGACAGCCCUGUUAACAAAAAGCCGGACCCCGCUCCCCGUAGAGCCAACACUGUUAAUAGAAAGCAGCCACAGCUAACCUCACCCACCUUCCAACCCACACUGCCCCCUCUGGAAGCCUGGGGUCAGCCUGAGCCCCAACCCCAGGCCUGGUCCCCGGCUGCAGAGGCCGAGCAGCCUGUCCUGAGUGGAGGUGGUGGUGGUGGUGGUGUGGGAGGUGGGGUCCAGGUAGCCACAGUGAAACCUCAGGUUGUAACGCAGCUCAGCGCAGAGGAGAGCAGCCCGGCCCGUGAGCUGAUGUCCACCCCUCCUCCUCAGAGGAAUGGUUCAGUCCAUCUUUCUGUGGGAACCCCUCACUCUCAGGGUGGAUCGAGGGGUCCGAGUCCACACUUGGUUCGUAGAGGCACCAAGAAGCAGGCCCCCGCCCCGCCCAGACAGGCCAGCCCCUUUGCCACCCAACCAAGCAACACCCAGACACCCGGCUCCUCUCAUCACCCGCCCAUCACUCCCAGGCGCCACCCAAGCAAAGACAACAUAAUCCACGCCCCGAGCCACCCUCCCCCCCAGCCUCCUCAAGCCCACCAGGCCCAGGUGGAGUCUGAGCCCUCUCCCCCCAGCACUCCCACCCCUCCAGACACUCCACCUCACGAUGCGCCGCACGCCACCCCGCUGUCUUUCCACCACUCAGGGUCCCUCCCUAGACCCUCCAGACCGGCUCCCAAGCCAAAGCCCCGACCCAGCCUGCCGCCGCCACCGCAACCUGCAGCCAAUGAGGACGGUAAUGACCUCUUCAGCUCCGCCUCCAAGAUCAUAACAGACGGAGGCCUAGUCCUAAAGGGGAUUGGUCGAGCCUUCAUCCCGGAGGUGAUUGUUGACCAACAAGAAGAGAGCUCUGCUGGUCAAGAGCCCGCUGCAGUCGCCACCGCCACAGACCCGAAUGAGAGCACCAAGCUGUGAGAAAGAACUUCCUCCUCCCUCCAGGGUGGUCAACAGAGCAGUUUUGAAUGUUUAGAAUCAAAUAUCAGUGAGGUAACAAACUCCAGCUCCGUACUCGAAACUCCCAUGAUGCCAGGAUGCUUUCUGGGGAAACAACGGCCACAUCUUCUUCUGCUUUGCUGAGACUUUAAACCUGAAGCUUAAAAACAAAACUCCUGAUGAGCGUCAGAUUUCACUUCAAACCCCUGUUGUUUGGGUUGCAGAGCCUCACUAGUCUUGAGGCGAAUUUAUCCUUAAUAAACAACUGAACAUGCGGGGGCCGCACUGCAAGAGCAUCAGAGAAUCUGGCUAUUGAUGCUAAACAUUUGAAGCUGUGAGUGUGUUCUGAGUCAGUCUGUAAAUCUGGUCUCAGCACCAGGUCAGAGUUGAUAACGUUUGUGGAGAUAUUUAAGUGUUAGCCAGCCUCUUAUGAAAAUGAGAAUCCAUCGUGAAAUCACUUCCUGGGAUUUUCUAAAUAAUUCCUCCCCCCCUCAGAUUCAACUCACCAAAUGUGACGUUCAGGCUUUUCAGAUUUGACCACACACUCCAGCAUCGCACUAAAUGUGCAAAUUUAAAGGACCAAAGAAAUGCAAGUGGGCCAAAGGAAAUGUAAUUCAAAUCAAGAGCUGUUAAGGCUCCUCUUAUGGAUGUUGAUGACCAAAUAUUUUGUUACGAGUGCAAUAUGAAAGUGCAGGAGUCUCCCUGCGGUGUCGCCUCCACUUUCAUUUCUGGUAUUUCAGGGAGUUUUCCUUCUAUUAAUCCAGGGGGUUGAAUUUGAUUGUUUUUUGAUAUUAGCUUUCCUCCUUCGAAGGGAUUUUUUAAAAUAAAUUUAAAAGUUUAAAGCUGCGACCAAAAACAGCCAAGUAAUUAAGAAAUGUAAUUCUCAAUUUGUGUUUUUUUGUUUUUCUUUUUGCGACGGCCGACAAUCUUCAGUCUGUUUGGGUGUUUUAUUUUUUUUCCUUCGGCUCUUUGAUCGUCUUUUCAUUUGUUCUCAUAAUUUUAAUGUUGGCUUUUCUGCACAUAAUGCAUCAUACAAUGCAUCCCUACCCUUUAUUAAAGAUUGUUCAAUAUUUUA